Messenger RNA from Closterium sp. NIES-67, 4336 nucleotides. Lineage: Eukaryota; Viridiplantae; Streptophyta; Zygnematophyceae; Desmidiales; Closteriaceae. The record is from the annotation of a GenBank genome assembly.
GAUAGGACAAACCAGACUAUGGUUGUACCGUAUUGCUUUCUAAGUACUGUAGUUGACCAGGAGUAUUCGUCUGUCCUUCUCGCCCAAAUCCCUUUUUGCACUAUGUCCUCCGCACGGCUGUAGUGCUCGUAGGCGUUUUAUGUUCGCCAGCUUGCGAUCUUAGCAACUGAUGGCUGGUUUUUUUUCCGGGGGUAUUUGGAUGGGGAAAGGUAGGAGUGAGGGGGGCUCGGCGCGCGUGAAAGGCGCCCCAGGGCUGUUCGUAGAGGAAACCGGCUACUGCGAAUCAACCAGCGCCGCGUGAAACACAGCGCGUGGAGUUAGCAGGUCUCUUGUUAGGGAAUUAUACUAGUUUUCCUGGAUGCGAUAAACAGCGCGUCUCAGGGGAGACGUUAUAGCUCACUUGAAAGCACACGUGAGAGGCGUGCAAGAGCCGGCGCGCAAGGGGCGCAUAUCUGCAGGGUGGCAAGCGCAUCAGGCGCAUGAGCGGCGGAGCACUCGCAGCGGCAUGAGACGCGCGGAGCGCGCCAAUUGCGCACUGCGUGAUCUGCGACGGCGCAGCAGGGCAGUCGAAACGGCGAGAGAAGGGAGUUGAACGUCCCUUAGCAGUGCAAUGAGCGGCCGUGCUCCGUCUCCUGUCCUCCUGACCGCUCUCCUCCUCCUCCUCCUCCUCAUGUGCCCGUCGCCGUGCGCCCCUGGCACCAUCGACAAGUUCAGUCGCAUCGCCAAGCAUCCUGACCUCCAUGUACCAGCCAGACGUGCCCCCUCCUCACAAGCUGCUGAGUCAGCAGCACCUGCCGCUGACUCACCGCAGCAGCCCGCGUCUCAGUCAGAAACAAGACGACCUGAGUCAGCAACCACUGCUGUACAGGAAUCGUCUCAGCAACCACCACUCUCUAAUCCCACCCAUCCCACCCGUCCCUCUGAAACCGCCGUUGCUGACAAUUCCGAUAGUGCUGCAACCACUGCUGCUGAUACUGCUACAGCCACUGCUUUCCAGGAGUCUUCUCACCAACCACCACUCUCUAGUCCCACCCAUCCCACCCAGCCCUCCCAUCCCUCUGAAACCACCGUUAUGGACAGUAAUGCUCUAAGUACUGACACUGCUGCAACCUUUGAUGUCAAGGAAUCGUCUCUGCAACAGUCAUUGCUCCUCAAUGCCACCCAUCCCUCCGAAACCUCUUCUGUUGGCAAUGCUUCUACUAGCGAUGCUGCUGCGACUGCCGAUGCUGUUCCAAUGACCGAUGCUGCUACAACCGGAGAUGUUGCUACAGCCGGUGCUGGCAAUGCUGCAAAUACUGAUACUGCUACAGCCAACGACAAUGAUGCUACAACCGCUGAUGAUGCUACAGCCACCGCUGACAAUGCGCCAACUACUGAUACUGCUGCAACCAACAGCGAUGCAGCAACCACCGAUGCUGCAACCACCGAUGCUGCAACCACCGAUGCUGCUACAACCGAUGCCGCUACAACCGUUGAUGCUCUUCCAACUGCCGAUGCUGCCAUAGCCAGGGAUGCUGCUACAACCACUGAUGCUGCUAUAAUGACCGAUGGUGCUACAUCUACUGGUGACAGUGCUGCUACAACCACUACUGACAGUGCUCCAACAUCUCCUGCUGCUACAGCCGCUGAUGCAAAUACAACCACUACUGACAGUGCUCCAACAUCUCCUGCUGCUACAGCCGCUGAUGCUGCUACAACCACUACUGUCAGUGCUCCAACUUCUAAUGCUGUUACAACCACAGAUGCUGCUACAGCCACUGCUGCUGACAGUGCUCCAACUUUAAGUGCUGCUACAACCGAUGGCUCUGCUACAACCGCAGAUGUUGCUACAGCCACUGAUGCUGCUACAACCGAACCUUCCCCAUCCCCCUCACACUCCCCCUCUCCCCCCCCAUCCCCCCUCCUCUCCCACCUCCUCCUCCUCCGCCAAUCCCUCGACCUCCUCUCCUCUGAUUGGAUGAGAGAUACCGUGCGGGCGGCAGGGGGGAGGGUGGGGAGGAGGAGGAGAGGGGUUGAGGGUAGAGUGGGGGGGGGGGAGGAGGGGGUGGGCGUGGCAGGAGGAUUGAGGGUUGUGGAGAAGGGGAGAGGCAGAGGGGAUAGGGAGCAUCCUAUGGCAGUUAUUCUUGACGUGGUUAAUGAGGGAACCAAGGAAGCCGCAGGGCGAUGCAUGGCACUGCUAGUGGAACACGACAGAGCCACUCACAUGUACUCUGAAGCCCUACAACUGCACCUACAGCACUCCAUUUUUCCCCUGAAAAGCGCGAACCCGGGUCAAGAACCGCCUUCCCUGGACCCCCCACAGUCACCAACCGACCCACCUACCAACCCACCAACUACCUACUCACCGACCAACCCACUUUCCCCCUCCUCUUUUCCUCCCGCUUCAUAUUCCGUCUCUUCGUCUUCCUCCUCUCCAGAUUCCUCCUCUUCCUCCUCCUCUUCCUCCUCCUCUUCCUCCUCCUCUUCCUCCUCCUCUUCCUCCCCCCCACCUCCCCGGCACGUGCGCUUACAGCACUGGCUGAACCACUUGCGCUACUCCCUCUCCUCCCCUCCCUGCAGUAUGCCGCUCCCCGGGCUGCUGCUCACCCCACGGGAGAGGGCAGAGGAGGCUCUUAAGAGGUGGGAGGAGGGGAGUGGGAGAGAGAGGCGAGGUGACGACAAGGCCAAGGGUGGAUACAGCAGUAGUGGGAGUGGGAGAGGAAGUGGGAGUGGGAGUGGGAGUGGGAGUCGGAGUGGGAGUGGGAGUGGGAGUGGGAGUGGGAGUGGGAGUGGGAGUGGGAGUGGGAGUGGGAAUGGGAGUGGGAGUGGGAGUGGGAGUGGGAGUGGGAGUGUUCGGAGCAGCAAGAGGGGAGGAAACAACCCUAACAAAGCCCAGCCAGACAAGCCUAACAGCAGCAGCAGCAGCAGCAGUACCAGCACCACCGCCACCACCAGCGGCAGCAGCUGGUGGUGCAGUGGGCAGGAGACCGGCAGGGCAGCGCGCACCUGCAUGGGUUUCAGAGCCCCUUCCCCCCUCGCCCGGCUCUCCCCCCGCCUCUUCCCCUCCUCCCCCCCCGCCGUCUCCUUCCUCCUGCAGUAUUUCCGCCAGCCAGGCAUGAUCGGUACACUAGUGGAGCGGCCUAGGGAGUGUGCUAAGGCGGAUAUGAUUGUGAAUGUGGAUGAGCCCAGUGCAUGGAGGGAGUGGAAGGAGCAAUGGUGUGCCACUGCUCCUUGUUCCCCCCAAACACAAACUGGUGCUGAUGGCAGUAGCAACAGCGACAGCAGCAGCAGCAGCAGUAGCAGCAUUGACAGCUUUAACAACGGCCGUUUCCUCCGCGUGGUAUUCAACCAUAACACCCACGAAAUAAGAGGGUACAACAUGGGCGCCCGCACGGCACGCGGCACCACCAUAGCCCUCCUCCAAGACGACGACCUCUUACCCUCCGACUGCCGUUGGAUCUGGCGGAUCCUACGGCUGAUGCAGCAGCGGCCGGCGGUAGCAGCAGUCGGCUACCGCACAGGUAGAAUCGACUUGAACGGGCCGUUAUGGGGAAACGUGAACUCCUGGUACCGGCAGCCGUAUGAGCCGUGGUCUCACCCGAGUGUAGACAGGAGGAGUGGCAUGAGGAGCUAUUUUUCCGGGGUGCUGGAUUUUGCUCCGUUUGUUAUGAGGAGAGAGAAGUUUCUGCUGUUGGGGGGGCUGGAUGAGGGGGAGGCAGUGAGGGGGCAGAGUGCGAUCAUGGCUGACUGGCAGAUGACGUUCCGGGCGUGGUUCGCAGGGAUGCAGCUCAUGCACAUGAAGUGGCCGCCUGACCUACCAGUCACGCCCGGUGCAGAGGGCGGCACGCACACCGGCAUCAGCUACAGCUACCGCAUAAUGUACCAGGACAUCAACUUCCGCAAGCUCAUAGAUAAUUACGUCAACCGGAUAAAUGAGUUUCAACAGGCAGAGGUCAGGCGGCUGAACCGAGUGCUCCAGACAAUAGACCCCUGGGAGUGAAAGCAGGUGAUGGCCAAGGGGGCAUCAGCUACCGCCACUGCAUGAUGUACCAGGACAUCGGUCAAAUAAGGCAGUACAAGUACAACACAGCAACACACACAUGGGCAUGGGCUACAGCUGCCGUGUCCUGUACCAGGACAUCAAUUUCUGCAAGCUCAUAGAGAAUUAUGUAGAUCGCAUUGACGCGUAGCACCAGGCAGGGAGCAGGCGGCUGAGCCGAGCUGUGGGAGCGAAAGUAGGGUUAGGGUUCAGUAGGAGGGGUGCUGGUGUAUGCUAACAGACUGUAGCUAUGUGCGUCACGUGUAGUAGUAGUUGCCUCCAGGGCCUACUUUUGGAUUUUUACUACUCUGAAAUCAG